Molecule: messenger RNA, 285 nt
Organism: Arabis nemorensis
Lineage: Eukaryota; Viridiplantae; Streptophyta; Magnoliopsida; Brassicales; Brassicaceae
Source: the annotation of a GenBank genome assembly
AUGUCUAUGAACUGCGGAAUGGGAUGGUCCCUUCUCUCACACAAGGAUGGCUCUGUUUUCCAAUCUUCGGCGGCUAAACCCUCUGUUUCAUUGGCUCUAGUUGCUGAAGCUUGGGCAAUGAAAGCAGGAUUUAUCAUUGCUCUGGAGAUGGGAUGCGUUGAUGUAACAGUGAGAUCAGAUUCUCACUCUCUUGUGAUGCUUCUUAACUCUUUUGUCUUCUUUUUCCUCGAUUUUUUUCGAAUUUGUACCCCGCACGGACAAUAUGAUUGCCGAUGCUCUAGCUAA